AUGCUUACUAUUAAUAUUCUACUUUACACUUUCCCCAUCCUACUAGCAGUUGCUUUCCUAACAUUAGUAGAACGGAAAGUCCUAGGUUAUAUACAACUUCGAAAAGGCCCAAACAUCGUCGGACCAUAUGGCCUACUACAACCAGUAGCAGACGCUGUAAAACUAUUUACAAAAGAACCCUCACGGCCUGCAACAUCAUCAACCCUAAUAUUCAUCACUGCCCCCAUCAUAGCCCUGACCUUAGCCCUAACAAUCUGAGUACCCCUUCCUAUACCCCAUGCCCUCAUUGACUUAAACCUAGGAGUACUAUUCAUCCUCACCCUAUCCGGGCUAUCAGUGUAUCCAAUCUUAUGAUCUGGAUGAGCAUCAAACUCAAAAUACGCCCUAAUCGGAGCCCUACGAGCAGUAGCACAAACAAUCUCAUACGAAGUCACACUAGCCAUAAUCCUCCUAUCAAUCACGCUAAUCAAUGGAUCAUAUACCCUAAAAAACCUAGCCAUUACACAAGAAAACAUAUGACUACUAGUAUCAACAUGACCUUUAGCCAUAAUAUGAUUCAUCUCAACACUAGCCGAAACAAAUCGAACCCCAUUUGACUUAACUGAGGGAGAAUCAGAACUAGUAUCAGGUUUCAACGUAGAAUACUCAGCCGGCCCAUUCGCCAUAUUUUUCCUAGCUGAAUACACUAAUAUUCUAGCCAUAAAUGCUAUAACCACAAUCUUAUUCCUAGGUUCACCAAUCAACCACAACUUUACCCACAUCAACACACUUUCAUUUACACUUAAAACACUAAUACUAACAUUUCUAUUCUUAUGAAUCCGAGCAUCUUGCCCCCGAUUCCGAUAUGAUCAACUAAUACACCUACUAUGAAAAAACUUCUUACCCCUAACAUUAGCCUUCUGCCUAUGAUAUAUCUCCAUCCCAAUCGCCCUAUCAUGCAUUCCCCCUCAAAUUUAA
This is a messenger RNA of Phascolarctos cinereus (koala), 957 nucleotides long. Lineage: Eukaryota; Metazoa; Chordata; Mammalia; Diprotodontia; Phascolarctidae. The record is from the annotation of a RefSeq genome assembly.